UCUGUAUAUUAGUAGAUGCUACAAAAUACUUCGUAGUGGAAGCUAAGUGAGCCUCACAAUUAUUAUUCUUGUAGGGUUGGUAGGAAACAAGAACACAUGCACCUUGAUAUCUUAUUAAUGCAAAACAUACAAUCAUGCUUCAUAUUAAUAUGUAUUGCUAAAGAUCAAGAACUAGCUCAGAUACUUCAUAGAGAGCCUGGCCAUCUCUUCUACACAAAUCUUCUUUUACUCCAUCUUUCAUUUUAGUUUGUUCUGGAAGUCUUCAUAAGUAGAUAAAGAUAGUAUACAAAUUUAUCUCUACUUCAUAUUUAAAUUCCGUUUUAUUUAAAUAUAUGAGUAUAGUGAAAGAUUUACAGAGUGUUAUAGAUACUACAUGAUUAAAAAUAUAAUGGCCGACGGUUUUAUGAAGUAUAAACGAUUUAUUCAAAUAAGAGCAGUUUUCACGUAUUAUCAGGAGUUCGAGUAUUCAACAAGAGGUUGUAAUGGCUGAACGAGUUGCACACCCUGGCCCUUGGGAUCGUUCUGUUUUAGUUAUGAUACCCGGUGAGCAUCGUGCUGAUCGUGUGUGGCACGAAUCAGCAUUUCGAAAUGACAAACUGAGGUGCCAUCACUAUUCGUCAUGUGCCUAUGUUGAUGAUGGUCCUCGUCAUCCUGGGGUGGUACGGUUGUUGAGAGCAUCUGGGUUUCACGGUGUCGAGAGAAUAGGACAAAUACAGUUAGAUUGGUCACUUCUGACUGCGUUAGUGGAGAGGUGGAGACCCGAGGUACACGCAUUUCAUUUGCCCUUUGGUGAGGUAGGAUUGGCUUUACAGGAUGUGCAAGUGUUGUUGGGGUUGCCCAUUGACGGCAUACCACUCAUUGGUCCCACGAUUACUGAUAAGGCAGCGUUGUUGCAGAUGUGUGCACAGUCUGCUUGUUUUAUACCAGAAGAUGAUGAUUUAAAUUCAGCUACCAUAAAAGUAACGAAUAUCCACCCCAUUCCAUUAACCGAUUGGAGCACUGAAAACGAGGUGACUCAACACACUAGGGCCCUCAUUUGGCAGUUGUUAGGUGGUUCAUUAUUCCCUACCACUAGUGGAAACAUGGCUAGUUGGUAUUUCUUGGAGUUGUUGCAGGGGAACUUAGUAGAUGUGCGCCGAUGGAGCUGGGGCUCAGCGGUCUUGGCCUAUCUGUAUCACACCAUGUGUAAGGCGGCCAAGGCCCAGACUAAACAGAUUGGAGGAUGUUUAAUCCUUCUACAAAUCUGGGCAUGGGAGAGAUUGCUGAUGGUUCGGCCCCAAGGUCAUCUCCCACUUGACCAUACAUUGGAUUUUCCGUAUGCUGUUAGGUGGGCGUGUCAACAUGAUUGGCAGCAAACAAACAGAUUUUCGUUACGGGUAUAUAGGGACCAACUAGAUCGGAUGACGGAAGAUGAGUUCGAAUGGAUCCCCUAACCGUUGAUGAACCUUCCAGCAUAUUGUCAUGAUGCGAACGAUUUGUGGGCUGCGGAGGUUCCAUUGAUUUAUACACGUUUUUCUAAGGCACACUAUCCUAGGAGGUUUUGUCGUCAAUUCAACGCAUAUCAGGAUCGACCCGCUCCGGUUGUGGCAGGGCAUCGUCACCACAAUAGUGGAUCACGAUUCAUGGUCGAGCUUGUUGAAGAAUGGGCAUUACUGUGGAACAAAAUAUUCCCACUUCAGUGGGUUGACGAAGGUCCUUUCAUUAGUGAUGAGUACCGCGAGUGGUACCGUAAUGUAGGAAAACGACGACUCACAAACCCGUGUGUUGAUCGUCCCACUCAGGGAUUCGUUCCUGCUCACCCACAAGCGGCUAUUGCGUUGCUUGUGACACACAUCAUACGGCCGCAUCGGAAUGUUUGCAUCAUCUCGGAUAGGCAUGCGGCUAUAGAUUAUGCAUUUCGGAAUGUGGAAGAAUUGGGAACACCUCGAUUUCAGAGACGUUACUGUCUUCGCCACAUUAGAAGCAACUUCAUGUCCCAAUUUAGAAGUAAACAACUAAAGAAGUUGUGUUGGCGAGCGGGAAGUACCCCGAUUGUAAGUGAGUUUAACCAUUUCAUGCAACAAAUUAGGGGUACUAACG
Cuscuta europaea is the source of this 2079-nucleotide messenger RNA. Lineage: Eukaryota; Viridiplantae; Streptophyta; Magnoliopsida; Solanales; Convolvulaceae. The record is from the annotation of a GenBank genome assembly.